This is a messenger RNA of Oncorhynchus tshawytscha (Chinook salmon), 3860 nucleotides long. It is a transcript of the gene rpap2, whose product is annotated as RNA polymerase II associated protein 2. Gene Ontology annotation, cellular component: nucleus; cytoplasm. Gene Ontology annotation, molecular function: RNA polymerase II CTD heptapeptide repeat phosphatase activity; RNA polymerase core enzyme binding. The record is from RefSeq and is a predicted model, not a curated record. The transcript is spliced from 21 exons. Bases 20 to 3358 code for a protein of 1112 amino acids. NCBI's taxonomy places the organism in Eukaryota, Metazoa, Chordata, Actinopteri, Salmoniformes, Salmonidae.
ACCUGAGCAACAUGACACGAUGCACAUAGCACAGGCUAACGCUCAGAGAUCACAGGGUGCAACACAGAGAACACAGCCAACAGGUCAGCAAACACAGGCUACGGCACAGAAGAGAAACUCCACAUCCACAGAAAAUGUUCCAGGCAAAAGACAAUGUAACCACUUCUGCAAAAACAAGGAUCAGUGUGGCCACGACUGCUGUCAAAAUGGAGUGCCGGUGGUUCUGAAGAGGCCUAUGAAUCAGCAUUCGAGUUUCUCCUCCUACCUCCAAGACCUGAAGACCAGGAGUGACACACUGACGGAGACUCCAGUCAAACGCCUAAAAAUGAGAAUGAGUGGUAGGACUGGGGCUACGAACAUUCAGCACUUUUCUUAUACGCCUGCUGCUUGCAGGUUUGUAGGUAAUCAUUAUGGCGCUUCAACAACACAACAGAGUGUGGAAUCAGCUGAGGACUUUGCAACGCCCCAAGAGAUGGCAUAUCUUGAGAACUAUGACCAUGAGUAUAAUGACUACCUGGAAGACAUAUAUCAGACAAUGGGAGAAGAGGAACCACCACCUAUUCAAACCCCUACAGAGUCACAAAGCACUUCAAUGUGGAGGAAACCCAGUGCAUACAACGGAGGGUCACUCAGCCACAGCACCCCCCAAAACCAGGGCAUGGGUUACUCCCAAAGCCACAGCACUACUCAAAACCAGAGCACGGGUUACCCACAGAGCCACAGCACCCACCAAACCCAUAGCAUGGGUUACCCCCAAAGUCAUUUUCCCCUUCAAAACCAGAGUAGGGAGGAAACCCAGAGUCACAAUACCCCCCAAAGCCAGACUAGCGGUUACAGCACUCCCCAAAGCCAGAGCAGGAGUUACUCUCCGAGUCCCAUCGUAGACUUGACCGAUGACAGUGGCUUCCUCUCGUCGUCACACACCCCCAGCGUGACCUUUGACCUGGGAGACGAAUGGGAUGAUUUUGACGACGACAACUUAGUUCACGCCAGUGAGACAUCAUGCACCACUGUAGCUAACACUCAGGGGAUUGACCGUGACAAGCUGAAAGGUCACUCAACACCACUACCAUCCACUUAUGUACAACCCAAACCCCGCUUCACUGUCUCCAGUGCCCCACUCAGGUCAACCUCCCCAGUUAUUCCUCAGAUAGCAGUUACUAGUCUCUCAGUCAGACCACAUAACCUCCAGGCUUCUGCUCCCUGGAGCCACUCUGACAACAAGGCCACAAGGACAUUCAGUGAAUCCUCUGUGAAAGCACCCUCCUUCCCAAAACAGACAGAUACAAGCAUGGCUCCGCUGGGAGGACAGUUUGAUUUCUUCUCAAAGAUGACUACCCUAAACAAUGGCAAUGCGACUGGCAAAAGAUGGGAAGAGUGUCAAAGAAGCACAGGCCGCUGCAGAGGAAGCAAUAAGAACCCUUGUCUCCCUAACCCCAGGAGAGAGGCCGUGAGGGAGACCCUGAGAGAAAAGCUGGAUCUGGAGAAGAGGGCUCUGCAGGUGGUGGAGCGUCUCUUGGAGGACAGCGUAGCAGACGACUUCCUGGUUGACUGUGCAAGGUUGAUCACUGCUGCCAAUUACAAAGACACAGUUGAGGAGAGGUCCAUUGUGAAGCUGUGCGGUUAUCCUGUCUGUUCAAACAAACUGGGCAAGGUCUCCACUCAACAGUUCAAAAUUUCCACCAAAACCAAUAAAGUCUAUGACAUCACGGAACGCAAGAGCUUCUGCAGUAACUUCUGCUACAAAGCCUCCAAGUCCUUUGAGCUGCAGAUAUCAAAGAGCCCUCUGUGGCUGAGGCAGCACGAGAGCCCCCCAGAUGUGAAAUUAAUGAAGAAAGGAGAUGGCGGUUGCACCGGAGAGGAGGUGAGGCUGGCUGAGAGGCGUCUCAGAGAGGACGAUGUGGAGAACCCCCUUCCCUUGGACUCUGUGUCCCCCGAGGCCCCAGAGGACCCCAGGCGCUCCCCUACAGCCGGCCACAGCGACGACAGCGACGCAGAACACGACUUUGUCUCAAGCGUGGUCUCCCAGCGACGGGGACCCAGGGUGCACUGGGGCGAUCUGGCCAAGCGCGCCGCCGAAGGGGAGGGUAGGGAACCUGGAGAGGGGGAGGACAGGGAGAGAAGGUCGGGAGGGAAGGACACAACGGUGCCCAAGCAAAUACAAACAAACAAGGCGGAAGACAAGGAGGAGAAUACAGAAGAAUCACAGAAAGCACAAAGGAAGCCAAGCAAUGGGACAGAUGGACGCCAACAGCACACCACAGAUACGAACCACCAGAGUGAGCAGCAAUCUUUCCUGGGAGAGAGAGGGUCGCCAGAGGGCCAGUCUAUGGAGGAAGCUGCAGAGCUAUUGAGCCAAGUUACAAUACAGGCUCGAGACCCAGCCACAGCUACGUCUUCUGCACUAACAGCCUACAGUGUACAGAAUCAAGAACCAGCUCCAAACCCCAGUCCACAGGGGGACCCAGCACAGCCCACCCAGCCUGGCAUCAACAUCACCCAGGUGGGCAUGAGCAGAAGGGGAGCCCAGGGGCUCCGGGGGCUCCUCAAGGGCCACGAAGCCGGGACUAAACCUGUCUCGGUCCGGCUGAACCUUCUAGAAGGCCUAAGGAGGACCUUCACUGAAUGGAUGACUGAGGAGACUAUGAAGUUCUUAUAUGGCCCAGACCACUUUAGUAAAACACUGAUAGAAACAAAGAAGGAGGAGGAAGAGGAGCUAGAUGAAGAUGACUUGGAGGACAUUGUGAAGGAUGGUGGGGAGGGACGUGAGACUGACUCCCAAGGGGGUCCAGGAAGGCCCUUGGCCCCGGCCCCAGACUACGACACCCUACGCAGGGAGACAGAGGAGAUGGGGCUGAGGGUGAGGGAGUUCUACGAAGGGACGAAGGAAGUCCAGCGGGUGUCAGGGAAACAACAUGCCAGAGGCGGAGACUCAGAGAACCAGGGUGGGGCACUCCCGUUGGUUGACUCCCAUGCCCAGCACCUCAUCCAGAAACGGAUUACAGUGGAGAAGCUCACUAAAGGCCUGAGAGACAUCGUGGGUCCUCUGCGUCUCACCAUGACUGACGUCUCCAGUGACCUCAACAGGCUGGUCAGAACCUUCAGGUUUACAAACACCAACAUCAUCCACAAAGGCCCAGAGUGGACCCUGAUUGCAGUGGUGCUCCUCCAUUUGUUAUCAGAGGUGUCCCCAGUGGUGCGGGAGGCCCUGGAGAGGCCGGCCUCAGUCGAUUACCUCUCUACUCUGAUGCAGGAGCUCCCACUGCUGGACCGGGACCUGCAGAGCCUGGUCCAGUUACUCAGAACCGUAGAGCUCUGUCCACACGAGCACACAGAGAAACGGCAGACAAAUCAAUGAGUCUAUUCUUCUUCUGGACAACAUUGUCCCCUAUUAUAAGAACUGCGGGGGAAGGGAGACGUCAGUCCGGUUAUCCUUUUUAUUUAUUUUGGUUGCUUUUUCGGUUUUGUUGAUUUUCUAUUUGUUCAUUGAUUGUGUUCUGUUAUUGAGAAUUAAGAGUCAAAUAAUGACUUUCGGGCAAUGUACAGUGCUUGAUGUUGUUGUAGUUCCCUGAAAUGAAGACCGUGUAGGCAUACCGUAUCACUGACAAGGCUAGUUUUCAAACAUAAAUUCUUACACUAGUGCAUAGUUGAGUGAAUCUGAUGCUGUGAAUGUCUAAAUCAAAUCUUUAAACUUUACAAGCCUCCAAUGUUUAACCCUGUGCCUCUAUACAACCAAAUAAAAUCACACUCAGGUUUUACACUUUGUCUAAAAACGUCAUGUGUUGUUGACUAUGUUGCCUAACUGUAAGAGGAUGGUGCAAUAAAAGUGAUGCUGUUUCUCCCAACUUCCUUAACAUGAA